Molecule: messenger RNA, 1539 nt
Organism: Theileria orientalis strain Shintoku
Lineage: Eukaryota; Apicomplexa; Aconoidasida; Piroplasmida; Theileriidae
Exons: 2
Coding region: 1-1539 (512 amino acids)
Source: RefSeq, a predicted model, not a curated record
AUGAUUCUUUACGUUUAUAUCUUUAUAUUGUUAAUAAAAUAUAGUCCGUUGACCACCUUUGUUCACGCCAACCCACCAAAUGUUUUAAACAUAGCAGGAAAUGUAGAUGAUUCAAUAUCAAUGCACUUUCACGAAAAACUACCGGGAUUUUCAGUUACUACAUAUCUGGCAAGCAGAAUCGACAACAUUACCAAAAUAAUCGAUGGAGCUUAUGCUAUAUGGGAGGCCACAAUUCCUGGGACAAGACUAUCACUUUUUAAAAUGUAUAGGCGCCAAGGUAUCAAUAAACUAGCCUAUAUAUACUCAGUUGGCAACACCUUUUUUUAUACAAGAUAUUAUGAAAAGGUUCCAAAUGGAUACAGGAAAAUUACUCAAGCUUUAUUCCAAUAUAAGUUGGAGAAACUGAUCAGAGAACGUUGUAUAGACUUGAGUGAGGAAAUCGAUACAGACAUUUUUAUGGUUCAAAGUCAUGAUCUUUACGGCUUGAUGGCUUAUGUAAUUAUCCCCUAUGACAAAUAUGACGUAAUAUCUGUAUCUUAUGGUUUCGAUAUACUUUGGGAGCAAAAGUUUGGAAGUGGUAAAUGUACUUCUAUUAUAUUUCACGGGCAACAGGAUGAUUUAAGGUUAGUUCAUUUGAAUAUAAAGCAAACACAUACACAAGGAGAAAUUUUCCUAGCUAAUUGUAACGGCGAUUUCAUACCGGUUACCAAAGAAUAUUUUUAUCAUGUUUUGAAUAACAUGGAUUCGGAGGAAAAGCAAAAACUAAAAAGAACCAAAACUGCUAACGACUACCAGACUCUUAAUAUUUCAGACUAUUCAAAGGAUGCUUGCUACUCAGUAUUGAAAGAACGAUACAAGGGGUUAGUGUUAUCGACCUUUGUAGCACUUAGAUGCCAGAACAUUAAAAAACUUAUGGAUUCAGCAUACACUAUUUGGGACGGAACGAGAUCAGGAAAGCACCUAUAUGUGUUCAAGGUUUAUAGUUUAAAUAAUAAAUACCAAAUUGGGUACUUAUAUUUACACAGUGACAUUACGAGCAGAACACGAUACUAUCAAAAACGUGGAUAUAAUUGGUUCGAAAUAAGCUUAGCCGAGUUUGGUUUAUUGCUAGGACGACUGGAAGUUGAAAGACCCAUAGAUCUAAAUGACAGUUUCGACACUUCUGUGUUCUUGACGCAGAAACACAAUUUUUUUGGGCUUCCAGCAACUGUGGUCAUUCCGCGUGAAAGAUUCGUUAUAACCAAUAUUACGGACGACGAUGAACUUAUUUGGAGAAGACCAAGCACCUCACAUAAAUGCACAUCUGUUAUAAUUCAUGGGCACAGAAACAAUCCAAGAAUGCUUCAUUUGCACAUCAAGGAUGAGAAUUCUCACAAAGAACUCUUUUUCUUCAAACAUGACGGUUGGAGUUCGACCAAAAAACCUUAUUUCUACUUUAGACUAUCCGAACUUGAUAUUGAAGAAAUGAAAAGGAGUCGACAGGAGGAUUUAGAGAAGGAAGAAUUGAGGAUGCUCGAGAUGGCCGCAACUACUAACUAA